Messenger RNA from Mercurialis annua (annual mercury), 1056 nucleotides. RefSeq lists its product as uncharacterized. NCBI's taxonomy places the organism in Eukaryota, Viridiplantae, Streptophyta, Magnoliopsida, Malpighiales, Euphorbiaceae. The record is from RefSeq and is a predicted model, not a curated record. Bases 153 to 644 code for a protein of 163 amino acids. The transcript has 2 exons.
AGAAAUUGCUAGAAUGGUCUAGCUUCUACUAAAUAAAAAAAUAAAUAUAUCUAUUAGAAUUUCUGGUUUUUAUUUGAUUUCAUUUUCAACACAAGUCCAAUCAACAGAGAUUAUACAUUUUCAAAGAGAAUCUAAAAAGAGUGGGGAAUGCCAUGGAUACAGAGAUGUCGAACACAGAGGCAGUGACGGCGGUUCCAGAAAACGAUGCCGUGAGAGAGUACCUCAUGUUGGGUCGUCAACUUAUCACCCAGGGAAAACCCACUCAGGCUCUUCAAGCGGUUGUCAUGGCAAUGCGAGCCAAAGGCGGGGAUGAGGCCGUGUUUCAAUCAUUGCACCGUGCUCGUGAGUUGUACAUAACCCGGCUGCAAGAAAAGACUGCUGUUGAUCAACUUGCUUCUCUGUUUGCUGAGUGUGCAAUUGCUGAAGCUCAGCCUUUCGUAGCAGAAUCACCGCCUCAAAAUGUAGGUGGCUCAUCAGUUCUGCCAGAUUCCCAUGUGAACUCUAUACUUGCAGAAACAGGGAGGAUGCAAAUUGUAUUGGAUGCGUUUUCAGACGGGACCAGCUUCAUCUGUUUACAAUGUGGAGGUCUUGUCAGUAACCAUCGCAAAGAUGAGCAUUAUGCUCACUGGUGUUGCAAUCUUUGAUUUCGAGGAAAUGUGGAAUGAGUACAUAUUUCAAUGAUUUUGACAUGCUUCACGAGCGUACUGCACACAGGACAUGAUUAAUUGGAUACUUUUAUCAUCCAAUAUAAUGUGAUCAAUUUUGGUCCAGAAGUCAAUUGCAGGAAGAAGAGUUUGCUACAUGCCCUUCUCAGGGGCCAUUAAUAUGUUCCUUUUAUUACAAUAGUAAAGAAUGUAUUGAGUGGUUUGACAGAAGAAUCUGAACAUUCACAUUUGCAUGGAUCAGAUCGGUGUGUAUCUAUAUGUAAUCUUGUAAUCAUGUUGAGUCUAUAGUUCUUUGAGGUGUAUGUGUUGCUUUCCAACUUUGUUGUAACAGCUUUCCGCUACAGUUCUUUAUCUAUGUAUCUGUAUUGAGCUUCGAUGCUCAAAUCUCAAA